Messenger RNA from Pomacea canaliculata, 3313 nucleotides. Its product is annotated as beta-1,3-galactosyltransferase 5-like. Lineage: Eukaryota; Metazoa; Mollusca; Gastropoda; Architaenioglossa; Ampullariidae. Gene Ontology annotation, cellular component: membrane. Gene Ontology annotation, molecular function: hexosyltransferase activity. The transcript has 3 exons. The coding region runs from base 815 to 1837 and encodes 340 amino acids. The record is from RefSeq and is a predicted model, not a curated record.
AUUUCGCAACUAACCUUUGUGUAGGUCAAUCUGUUAUCCGUCACCUGGAGAAACGCUGAAUUGUUAUUGGUGACCCCGCUACCGAGCUUCCCAGUUCUGGCCUAGCCUCAGAGAUACUCAGAUAGUACAAUAGCUUGCUUGGGGCGAGGAUGUCGUCGUAGCUGUGCUUGAUGAAGCAAACGGUCGAAAGACCGCCAAGGCUAGCUUUACAACCUGCUCAGUGUCAAAGGUCGCUAGCUAAUAGUUCUCCGUGCGACGCAACGAUGUUGUCCAACGACCUGAGUAGGAAGGGUGGAGGAAGAGGGAUCCCCUCCCCGCAUAGACACGUGUUGUUUACGGUCUUAUAACUGACGCGCCAAACAAAAACAAGCAGCAUCAAAAGGAAAUUCCGUUGACAUGUGGGCUGUGUUUCAAUUGGAUGGCUGCUGUCCGUGGCAGACGAUGUCUCGUACCUCGAUACCGUAUAACCGUGCACUCAGACCACAGAUGCAGACGUCAGGACGUAACUGACAUGGCAGCUCCGCACAAAAGGAGGGAAAUCGACACCAAAGUCACCUACCUGAGGAGUUUUAUCAUGUUUUCAAACCAGUAAUUGAGAGUGCACUGAAUACGAUGCCACUCACACUUCCUUUUUAAAUCUGAUGCCUUCAGGCGGAGACAUAUCAACGAAUGUUGGCCGAAAACGUGCAUGGAUAACUGUUUGCAUCUGAAAGGCUUUCUUUAAGCACUAUGUGGAGCUGUCUUCCCUGCUGCAGGCGUUAUAGUGAUAUCUGCCAACCCCCUGAGUCUUCAUCUAAAGUUUUUUCAUAGCAAGAUGGAAAAUAUUCUUCUUAAAUUAUCCUGUCGACGUCGAUGCAAAGGCUUUGCUCUUCUUGUAUUAUUGAUUGCCAUAUUCACAGUAUCCCAGUAUACCUUAAAAAACAGGGCCUCUUCAGCGUUAGCAAGCGUAGGUGACUUCUUUUGGUUGGACUUGUUCCAUUCUAAAUACUUUAUUCCUAGAGACAGCAUAAUUAUGCCACAGCAUAUUUCAUAUUUAAUUCAACCAGAAAGGUCAUGUAACAAUGAAGCUUACAUCGCUGUUCUCAUUCCAAGUCAUCCAAAAGAUGGCCUAAAAAGAACGAUAAUUCGGAAGACUUGGGGUCAUGCUUUGAUACAGGACCAGUGGCCACAUGCCAAACUUGGGAAACAUGCUGACAUUUUCUUUUUAUUGGGGAGAACAUCCAACCAGCUGGAACAUCAGUCUGUUGAGCAGGAAGCACACACAUAUGCUGAUAUGAUUAUAGGUGACUUUGAUGACACUUACAGAAACCUCUCAAUAAAAAUGUUGUUUGGGCUGAACUGGAUUGCCAAGAACUGUGCAGAAACAAAGUUUCUUGUCAAAAUAGAUCAAGACACAUUUGUUGACUUUCCACAGCUGAUGAAUCUUCUCCUGAAUAAUGAGUAUAAGCUGCACAAUUCUGUGCUGGGAAAACUAUAUUACUCUCCUUGGGUGUUAACGAGCGGCAAGUGGAAAAAUGACCCCAACGAAUACCCUUUUUCAAUGUUCCCAACGUACGCUGGUGGGCCGUGCUACAUUUUAUCCACUGACAUUAUAGCUCCUAUUGUGAAUAUGUCACAGUACAUACCGUACAUGUCAUUGGAAGAUGUGUAUAUUACUGGCGUCUUAUUAAAGGCAUUAGGUGCACCCAAAUACGACCUGCCACAACUGCACAAUUUCCCAGAGGAAGAAACAUUUUGUGAUUUUAUAGCUGACGAAAAAAGACUGUUGAGCACAACACGGCUAUCCACUGACCAGCUUAGUGAGUUGUGGCAAACCAUUACAAGAGGAACUUGUUAAUCUCUUAACGUUUCACUCUCCCUCUACCUCGGUUCAAAAUUUCUUAAAAGUGAUUUAAGAAAAAUUAAUUUUGUGAUAUGUGUGUGAAGUUGGCUAAUCUAAAAUUGUUACCUUCAUACAGGUCAUGCUGCUUAUAAUCACCCUUAAAAAAAAACCGCAAAAAAACAAAGAAAGCUGGGGGAAGGAACUAUUACAUAAUCUGGAAUCAAUACAUGUUUCAUGUUUUGCAUAAAGAGCAGUUUUAGAAUUUUUAUGGAGAAACCAGUCUCUGUUAUAAUUACAAGGAGGAAAUUAAAUAGGGCAAUGCUUGACAGCUGACUUAUUUUGAACAUCGUACUAGUGUAUUUUUGAGGCAAUGCAAAGAACAGAUACUGCAGAUACUGCUUCAAUCCGUAACAUCCAUUGUUCUCCUUUUGAAAGAAUAAAUAAAGAAAAAUUGGACAUAUGCAACGUUCUUAUUUGCUGCAAUAUAUGUUUAAUGAGGGAACAGAAUCUAAAACUACCUAAAAUAUGUUAAGUGCAUGUACUGAUGUGUUUUGUUUUAUACCAUACUCACUCUUAUUGAGCUAGAAAGUCUAUAUAUAUUUAUUUUGUUCCAAAAAUCCUCUCAAAACAUGUGUCCAUCAACCACGUGGCCUUAUACCAUUCUUUAUAUACUGAAUUUGUUUGUAAUCUUGUACCAUUAACUGUUAAGAUGUAUACCAUUCAAGUGUAAUAGGCACCUCUAAAAGUGUAUAAAUAUGCAAAUAAAUCAGUAAUUAGUGUUAUGUUGGCAAAAUUCAUAUUGAAUAGUGAAGCAUCACUUACCUCUCUGGACCUGGUUAUUACUGUGUAAUUAUGACUGCUGUUACAUUCAUAUAAAGUGACUAAAGUUCACAUAACAGAUACAAACUCAGUGUGUUUAGCCUUAGGCUUGUCUUAAAGACUUUUGCUUAAUUAAACCUGUCUUCUUCUUCAGGUUAUUUCUGCUGUCACUGAUAAUUUGUUGUGUUGGUUUGGCAGGUUUUUUUUAAUUUGUUAGUCAUCUAAAUAUUUCUUGUAAUGCAAUUCAAUAUGACCUCUUGUUGGAUAUGGAUGGACACCGACAAUAAUUAAAGGUAAAUAAUAUUGAAGUCUUUUAGAAAUGUGUAAAUGCUGGGGUAUUUAAGACCUAUCAAGAACAUUUAAUAUCUAAGCUGUGUAAGCUGUCUUAAUUGUUUUAGAUUGUGAACAUCUCAGUAGUAAACAGUGAUACAAUGUAUCUGUUUUUGUCAAAUCGGCAUAAACCCAUUCCACUUUUGAAAAGUGAUGUAAACUGCUGUUAAAUCUUGCUUUAAAUAGUUCCUUAAUUAACAUCCUUUUAACAACCAUUUAAUAUGCCAAAAUACAUGUGCCUAUUUGAUGCUGUAAAUGACAAGUUCAUGGUAAAGGACAUUUUUUUUUAGAAAGACUUUUUUAAAAAGUGUAAUUUAAGGCAAUAAAUACUUUUGUUGCUUA